Molecule: messenger RNA, 2278 nt
Organism: Dissoconium aciculare CBS 342.82
Lineage: Eukaryota; Fungi; Ascomycota; Dothideomycetes; Mycosphaerellales; Dissoconiaceae
Exons: 1
Coding region: 219-1859 (546 amino acids)
Biological process (GO): ribosomal large subunit biogenesis
Cellular component (GO): preribosome, large subunit precursor
Molecular function (GO): zinc ion binding; nucleic acid binding
Source: RefSeq, a predicted model, not a curated record
CGGCGGAAAGCGCCCGCGCGUUAAAUUCCUGCGCGGGGCGCGCCUUGGUGGGAUGUGUGUAAUUAUGUCAUGCUCUAAUGAAUUAAUAAUUUUCCAUAGAUUGCCAGCCAGAUUUGCAACCAGUCAUCCUGGUGGCGGCGAUUACUUCAGUUUCAACUCGCUGAAGACACAGAUUUCCUUCACUCACAAUACAGAACGACACCUCGGUGGCCGUCAUCAUGGCAACGCUUCUCCAGAAUGCACCGUCUGCAAUGCCGGGCUCUGCGGCCUCCUCACAUCCCUUCACCUGCAACACUUGUCAGGUGGCCUUCAGGUCGGGUGAUCUACAGCGUACACACAUGCAGUCAGACUGGCAUCGCUACAACUUGAAGCGUCGUGUAGCUUCUCUGCCACCUCUGACAUCAGAAGUCUUCGCCGAGAAGGUCCUCGCCAACAAGGCCACUGCUGCGGCCACUGCGGCUCGCGCCAAGUUCGAGCAAAGAUGUGAGGCAUGCGACAAAACAUAUUUCAGUGAGGGCGCCUACGUCAACCACCUGGGAAGCCAGAAACAUAAAUUGUUGGAGGCGAAAUACAACGCGAGGAAUGGAGGAUUGGACGGUAUGGAGACGGACAGCAUGGCAGAUUCCACGUUCACCCUCGGAGAGACACUGGACACUGCAAGCACACAGACUCGCGACGAGAGUGACGACGACCAAGAGCUGGGCGAUGUUGUCCAAAGCAUGAGCACCACGAACAUUGGCGCGUCUGCACCAACUGCUUCGCCUGCUGAAACUUCGAACGAUACCGGAUCUGCACAGCAGCGAGCGCCUGCAGGCGCUGAAGACGGCGAAGAGUAUGAGCACAAAGCCGACGUUCAGCAGUGCCUGUUCUGCAAUUACAUAUCGCCAACUAUGGAUCUCAAUGUUCACCACAUGUCCAAGCAGCACAGCUUUUUCAUUCCGGAACGGGACUACCUUGUCGAUUUACCUGGCCUCAUAACGUACUUGAACGAGACUGUUACCGUUCUACAUCAAUGUCUGUACUGCCACAAAUCAGUGCAUACAUCAAGUGGAGUGCAGACACACAUGCGUGACAGAGGUCAUUGCAUGAUCGCAUACAGCACCGAAGACGAGCAAAUGGAUGUGGGCGAGUUUUACGAUUUCAGAUCGACAUAUUCCGACGAGGACACUGAAGAUGAUGAAGAAGGUCCCAGCGGCGGAGUAAGCCUAGGAGCCAAACGACCAGUCAAGACUACGGUGAAGAAUGCAAAGGGCGAAGAUGUCGACAUGGAGGAUGACGAAGGAUGGGAGAGUGAUGGGUCCUUGUCGUCGGUACCCACUGAUGAAAUUACAUCUGUGCCCAUCGAUCAAGCACACAACUACGCCAAGCUCGAUUUGCAUCGUCAUCACUCGCACAACGACCCUCGCCCGCACAAGAGCAGCGAUGGCUUCCACUCUCAUGCACACUCCACCGCCCACGCCGUCUACCACGACGAUUUCGAGCUUCAUCUACCAUCGGGACGUACCGCUGGACACCGCAGCCUGCGAGCGUAUUUCCGACAAAACCUGCGGAAUUAUCCCUCGGCAGAAGAACGCGCACAGAAAGCCCUCGAAGACAGCCGACAUGACUCAGACGCGGAUGAUUCAGAUGCCGAUGCUGCAACAGAGCGAGGCGAUGAUGACCGACGAGGCCGCCAAAUCGUCAGCCGUGCAGAGGGUGGCUUGGGCAUGGUGGGUGUCAGUGAAGCAAAGAAGCGCGAGGUGAAGGCGGUGGAGAAGCGGGCUCGCAAGCAGGAGCAGCGUGAUCAAGCACGUUACCAAUGGGGCAAUGAUAAGAGAGGUAAUGCUCAAAAGCAUUACCGCGAUCCUCUUCUGCAGUAGUUGGAUGUGGGUGUUGCGUCUUCGAUUUCGUGGAGUUACGGUAGCGUAGCAUGUUUGUCACAUGGAGGUCAACUUGGAUUCUAUUUUACAAUCAGAAGCGAAUGUGAAUACGGUAUGAUGAUCGUAGUCAAGGCCGAAGCCUCUGUGAGGAGCAGUGAUGCCAACGCCGGAGUCCAAAGCUGCGGGAUCCCCACUUCCCGAACUGACGAUCGACUUUCGGCAUCGUCACACGGGAUUUGAGAUUUGGGCAGCGUUGCUUCGUGACGAACGUCCAGCGUCUGCCAAUGACGGGCAACGACGAACCUCGGCGGGUCUGGCGCAGCGGACGGCGGAAAGUCGGCAUGGCGGCCCGAAGCAUGAUGAUGGCAGACAAAACGAACGAGGCGUGGGAGAAAACGUCUGCAGACGUGCAGGAGCAG